This is a messenger RNA of Oryza brachyantha (malo sina), 1991 nucleotides long. Its product is annotated as glutamate decarboxylase 1-like. NCBI's taxonomy places the organism in Eukaryota, Viridiplantae, Streptophyta, Magnoliopsida, Poales, Poaceae. The record is from RefSeq and is a predicted model, not a curated record. Gene Ontology annotation, molecular function: glutamate decarboxylase activity; pyridoxal phosphate binding. Gene Ontology annotation, cellular component: cytosol. The coding region runs from base 162 to 1640 and encodes 492 amino acids. The transcript has 5 exons. Gene Ontology annotation, biological process: L-glutamate catabolic process.
CCGUUCGUUUUUUUGAGUCCCCCUCUCAAAAACAGAGCCCAAGCGUGCCACGAGCCUUCUUGUCCUGGCUCACCUCUAGCUCUGCCGCCUCCUCUUCUUCUUCUUCACCGAGGCAAACGCUGAUAGGAGGGAGCUAGCAGGUUGAUAGCUCGGCGGGCAAGAUGGUGCUCUCCAAGGCCGUCUCCGAGAGCGACAUGUCCGUCCACUCCACGUUCGCCUCCCGCUACGUCCGGUCGUCCCUCCCGAGGUACCGCAUGCCGGAGAACUCGAUCCCGAAGGAGGCGGCGUACCAGAUCAUCAACGACGAGCUGAUGCUGGACGGCAACCCGCGGCUGAACCUGGCGUCGUUCGUCACCACGUGGAUGGAGCCCGAGUGCGACAAGCUCAUCAUGGCCGCCAUCAACAAGAACUACGUCGACAUGGACGAGUACCCCGUCACCACCGAGCUCCAGAACCGGUGCGUGAACAUGAUCGCGCAUCUCUUCCACGCGCCGCUGGGCGAGAGCGAGACGGCGGUGGGCGUCGGCACGGUGGGGUCGUCGGAGGCCAUCAUGCUGGCCGGGCUGGCGUUCAAGCGGCGGUGGCAGAACAAGCGCAGGGCCGAGGGCAAGCCGUUCGACAAGCCCAACAUCAUCACCGGCGCCAACGUCCAGGUCUGCUGGGAGAAGUUCGCCCGGUACUUCGAAGUGGAGCUCAAGGAGGUGAAGCUCCGCGACGGCUACUACGUCAUGGACCCCGAGAAGGCCGUCGACAUGGUCGACGAGAACACCAUCUGCGUCGCCGCCAUCCUCGGCUCCACCCUCAACGGCGAGUUCGAGGACGUCAAGCUCCUCAACGACCUGCUCGACAAGAAGAACAAGGAGACCGGGUGGGAGACGCCGAUCCACGUGGACGCGGCGAGCGGCGGGUUCAUCGCGCCGUUCCUGUACCCGGAGCUGGAGUGGGACUUCCGGCUGGAGUGGGUGAAGAGCAUCAACGUGAGCGGCCACAAGUACGGGCUCGUCUACGCCGGCAUCGGCUGGUGCAUCUGGCGCAACAAGGAGGACCUGCCGGAGGAGCUCAUCUUCCACAUCAACUACCUCGGCGCCGACCAGCCAACCUUCACCCUCAACUUCUCCAAGGGCUCCAGCCAAGUCAUCGCUCAGUACUACCAGCUCAUCCGCCAUGGCUUCGAGGGGUACAGGAACAUCAUGGAGAACUGCCACGAGAACGCCAUGGUGCUCAAGGAAGGCCUCGUGAAGACGGGGCGGUUCAACAUCGUGUCCAAGGACGACGGCGUGCCCCUGGUGGCCUUCUCCCUCAAGGACCGGAGCCGGCACGACGAGUUUGAGAUCUCCGACAUGCUCCGCCGCUUCGGCUGGAUCGUGCCGGCGUACACCAUGCCGCCCGACGCGGAGCACGUCACCGUGCUCCGCGUCGUCAUCCGGGAGGAGUUCAGCCGCACCCUGGCCGAGCGCCUCGUCCUCGACAUCGAGAAGGUGAUGUACCAGCUCGACGCGCUCCCCUCCAAGCUCAUGCCCCCCGUGCCGCCGGCGCCGCUGCUGGUCGCCGCCAAGAAGACGGAGCUCGAGACGCAGAGGUCGGUGACGGAGGCGUGGAAGAAGUUUGUGCUCGCCAAGAAGACCAACGGCGUCUGCUAGUCGAUUACCGUCGGCGCGCCACUGCCUGGCAUUAAACCGCUCCUAAUUAAUAUGGUUAAUUGCAUUACACACCGUUGGUGCAUGGAUUGGCGAUCAUGGUGUGAGCUACCGAUGUACUGUAGUAGUAUUUUUUUUUCCCGUGCUAAUUUGAGUGGAGCCCUCAAUUCUAGGUCCAGGUGGUAGAGUUCAUAACCAAAAGCUUUGGUCUUGUUUUGUUUUACAUUUCGAUAAUUUGUGCAGCUGCGCUGCACUGAUUUCCUGAGAGUUGAAAAGUUUGAAACUGUACGAUUUUGUUGUUCCCUGUACUAGUGAGCUGCCAAUGUUAAUGAAAAUUAUUUCUUCACGAUCAGA